Molecule: messenger RNA, 1045 nt
Organism: Papilio machaon (common yellow swallowtail)
Lineage: Eukaryota; Metazoa; Arthropoda; Insecta; Lepidoptera; Papilionidae
Product: aquaporin
Exons: 1
Coding region: 239-1018 (259 amino acids)
Biological process (GO): transmembrane transport
Cellular component (GO): plasma membrane
Molecular function (GO): water channel activity
Source: RefSeq, a predicted model, not a curated record
ACAAAACAGUAUAUUCAAUGAUAAAGUAAUUCACAUUGCUCGAUAUCAGCGGCCUAUCUCUAUAAUAAUACAUUACGUCUGCUAUAAAAUAUUAUCACCAGGGCACCGAAAAUAUAGUAUUCUAGCGAAUAUCCGAGACACAGUGGCCAUGCUGAAUUAACAUAAUAGUGCGAACAUAAUAGUGACGGCAAAAAGUGAAAGUGAUUUCCAUAUAUUAAUUUAACUUAUAAUAAACAAAAUGACCAUUACACCUGGUAAUCAUUUAGUAAACGUGAUCGAAAGUGUAUCAGUAAAAGAUGCCAAUAAUUCGGACGGAAAAAGAAAACUAGUCGCUGAUUGUAAAGCUGUCCUAGCCGAGUUUAUUUCGACAUUACUUCUCGUAUUCUUCGGUUGUAUGGCAUGCGUGCCCUUGGAAGGAUUCAACAUACAACCACCACUAUACGGACCAUUUGCAUUUGGUUUUAUCGUUUUAUUUAACAUACAAGCCUUUGGCCAUAUAUCAGGAGCUCAUAUGAAUCCAGUAGUUACUCUAGGAGCUGUGCUUUGGGGUAAAAUGUCGAUUAUGCUGGGAAUAGCAUACGCGAUAGCACAGUGUGCUGGUUCGAUUCUCGGAUAUGGUAUACUAAUGGGAGUGUCGCCACUGGACUUAGUACCGGAUGCAGUUUGCACAACGCAACCUCAUGCGCAACUGACGAUGUUACAAGCUGUUGGGGUCGAAGUUAUUUUAACUGCGGCGUUGAACUUUUUGAAUUGUGCUAUUUGGGAUCCUGCAAAUGAAGCAUCACUAGAAUCGGUAUCUUUGAAAUUUGGAUUUACAAUUGCCGGUCUUUCUAUAGCUGGUAGUGAACUUACAGGAGCAAGUAUGAAUCCUGCGAGAUCCCUAGGCCCAGUCGUUUGGACGGGGGCUUGGUCUACGCAUUGGGUAUACUGGGUCGGACCAAUCAUCGGCGGAUCAAUUUCAGCAUUGUUUUAUAAAUACAUUUGGCUUAAUACAAGUAAGGAACUGAAAGAUAAGUAGGGUAUUUUAAGAUAUAGUAUUUAGCAA